Molecule: messenger RNA, 3363 nt
Organism: Nymphalis io (European peacock)
Lineage: Eukaryota; Metazoa; Arthropoda; Insecta; Lepidoptera; Nymphalidae
Exons: 2
Coding region: 1-3363 (1120 amino acids)
Source: RefSeq, a predicted model, not a curated record
AUGCGUAUUGCUGCGAAGGGAAAAGGUGCUCAUAGCGCCUCUCAUCUCCCCGAUCUUCUUCGGCGGAGCAGGUCUGCAGCGGCGUCCUUUUCCCGCUCCCGCUUCGUGGCCUCUUUCUGCUUCUGCUACUUCACUCCUAAACAAAAGGGACGAAUGGCGCAUCUCACUCGUGGGGGUGAUGCUCUUUUAUGGGAGCCAGGAAAUAAGCAACUUUUAUCAACAUGGCGACUUGAAUGUGAAUUGGGUAUUAAAAUCGACCCGGAUUGUCCUAUCGAUGGUGGCUGGUCACCGUGGACACCUUGGUCAGCAUGUCAUGGCGCCUGCGAUACUGUUGGUCAUCGAAAAAGACUUAGAAAGUGUAAUAAUCCCCCACCGUCAAAAGAAGGUCUUUCUUGCAGCGGCUUAGAUGAACAAAUUGAAUCUUGUUAUCUAAAAAAUUGUUCGGUUGAUGAUUAUCGCACAAUCGUGGAAGGAGAUGUAGCGCGAGCUGAAGCUUUACAUCAACUAGAAGUAAUUCCAGCGUUUAUGGAACGUUGUCUUCAAAUGGAAUGUCCAUACGAAGCCGUUGAAGCUGCGCUCACCGCCGAAAACACUUGGCAGCUUCAUUCUGAAGCAUUGUGGAAUGCACUCCAAUGUGUAAAACAUGAUAUAGGUUGUUCAGUUAAAGGCGAAUGGGGCUCGUGGGGGCCAUGGUCGGCUUGUGGAGCACAAUGCGGAAAAGGAUUAAGGUGGAGAACUCGGGUAUGUGAUAACCCUCCUCCGUCAGUAUCUCAUUUAGUUUGUCUCGGCGCACCUUUGCAAAAUAAAGAAUGUGAAGGCGAUCAAUGCGCCAUUGACGAACAACAUUCUGAGCUACGUGUUAGUGGAACUUGGAGUGAGUGGGGUGAAUGGACAAAAUGUUCGGAAAAAUGUGGCACUGGGAUUCGAAGGAGAAAGAGAACGUGCAUAGAAAAGCACAUUUUAAUAGCUGAUAUAGCUUGGAAAACCCAUUGUCGUGGUCAAUAUGAAGAGGUGGAAUCUUGUAAUAUAAAAAAAUGCUUACUCAACGGUGGUUGGUCCGGUUGGGGUGCAUGGGGACCAUGUUCACAAUCUUGUGGAGCUGGCAAAAGAUCUAGAACUAGAUCAUGCACAAGACCGAUACCUUCAGACGGUGGAACUAAUUGCGUUGGACCCAAAGUUGACGUUGGAUCCUGUCACUUAACUCCAUGUGAAGUUUAUAGCCACAUAAUUUCUGUUUUCAAUGGUGAUUCAGUUUUGCAAUACGAUUUUCCGAAAAAACGUUCUACUUUUUUCCAUUUUUAUAUCCGAUUUAUGCCAUUGUCUCCUCAUGGAACAAUUAUACGGCGUGGAACAAUUCAAAAUUCUCGUCUACGUGUCAGCUUACACAAAUGGCACAUUUGCUACGAUGCACACGGAACAUCAAAAACUUGCGCCCUUCCUCGUACAUGUUCACCUUCAGCACUUGAACCUUCAGUAUGGCAUUCAAUAAUGAUAACAGUCAGUAAUAAAGCUGUAACCAUUAGAGUAAAUGAUGCACAAAUUCCAAUUCGUAGUGCCUUUCCAUGUGAUCCCGAACUGUCAAGUGACAAAAUAAAAGUUUUUGUUGGUGAAAAAUUUCAUGGGGUGAUACAAGAAUCAAUACUUAAUUUUAGGCCUAUAAGUAUGUUUAUUGAGCGUGAACGUCAACCAUGCAGAACUGACUUAGUCCCAAUAUCAGCAUCGAAUAUAGCUUACGAAAAUGCUAACAUCGAAGAAGCGUACAUACAUCUUGAAAGUGAACAAUAUUUACGACUACCUUGUUUUAAAGUACAAGAUGAUUGGCAGUUGGAAUUAACCGUAAAAUCCAAAAGUGAUAGCGGAAUGCUUCUAUUUUUUAAAGAUUACAAAAGGAAUAGUUGGUUUUACAUGAUGUUACAAAGUAUGCGAUUGAUAAUAAAAUUUACUGCCGAUGAAUUUAAAUCAGAAGCAAUCAGUUCUACUGAAUGCUUACCUAACCAGUGGCUCGAUAUAAAACUAACUAAACGGAAGGAAACUAAUACAAUUGAAGUUUCGAUUAAUACUGGGGAACGCCUUCAUGUACUAUUAGCAGACGAUAAAUUUAGAAAACUUCAGGUAUCUAAAAAUAAAUAUUCAAAUGUAACCCAACAUUCUUCAGUAAUUAAUACUAAUCAAUCAAGUUGUGGUGCCCCUUCUAAUAAGAUUCAGGAUAUUUUAUGUUCCAAUGAAUAUUUUAUAGGGGGAAUACCUUUACCGAUAACAAAUAAAAUAUCCGAAGAAUUCACUCCGUUUUUUGGUAUUAUAGCUUCUUUGAAAAUUAAUAAUAAUUUAUUAGACUUGCAUACCAUGAAUAUGGAAAGAUAUAAAGACGGGAUUAUUCAGCUUUCUUCACGAACAGCUAGUAUAUCAGGAUCUUAUCACGAGACUCAUUGGGAUGAAUCCAACCAAUUGAAUUUAACAUGUGUACAUGCUCGACUUACGAGAUCUCCUUAUCCUGCUUAUUGGCUUUACUUAGACAGUGUUAUAGAAAAUAAAAAUAAGAGUUCAAUGGAUGACGGAAGGGUGUUAAGGCUUAUUAUAACCGCUAAAAACCCUCCAGGAUUUUACACCUGUCGCGGUAGCGACAACGAACGCACGAAGAAUUUUUUAACUUAUGGUAUACUCGGCAAAAGUCAUUAUAAGCUUUUAGGUCCUGAUACGUUGACCGUCAUAGCACUCUGCACUACUGUUGCACUAGUAUUAUUUACUUUAGGGUGGCUUAUAAUAGAAGGAUAUAAUGAUGCUCGUGAUGGAUACGGAUUUUUUCGUGACGAUCAGCUUUCAACAGAAGAUCAAACUGAGAUUGCUAGUAACCAACAUAUGCACGUUUGUGGUACUGAAAAUAUUAUUGCCAGAAGUAAUACUAGACGAAGAAAUAGACAUUUACGCGAUCAAGCAAUGCUCGAAUCGCACAAAAAAUUAAGUAUGUUUCAUGAUGAACAAUCACACGAGUAUACUUUGAGUGAGCCAGAGGAACUACCAGCAUUGCCCGAAGUCAAAAGCACCGCCAUAAAACCAGCUUGUGAAAUUUAUAGAUCAGAACAAAUUUGCUCACCGCUUCAUAGUUCCAAUAUUACGUCUCUCAAAACGGAACUAUCUCCAUCAUCCACAAAUAUAUCGCCCAGAAUUUUUUACUCACGCUUACUCUUUACUAAUUCAAAAAAUCCAACCAAAGGAAAUUCGAAUAAGAAAACUAUCUGCAGUUCUAAUUUUGAAGUAGAAAACAGGCCAAAGUUAUUAACUAUACAAUCUUCAUCUUUUGUCCAUAGCUCUUCUGUGCAAAAAGUAUUGAAGAAAUUUAAAGAUUUAAAAAGUACAGAGUCUUGA